Messenger RNA from Clavispora lusitaniae ATCC 42720, 1662 nucleotides. RefSeq names its product Zcf11p (gene ZCF11). Gene Ontology annotation, biological process: regulation of DNA-templated transcription; cellular response to starvation. Gene Ontology annotation, molecular function: DNA-binding transcription factor activity; RNA polymerase II transcription regulatory region sequence-specific DNA binding. The record is from RefSeq and is a predicted model, not a curated record. Gene Ontology annotation, cellular component: nucleus. Lineage: Eukaryota; Fungi; Ascomycota; Pichiomycetes; Serinales; Metschnikowiaceae.
AUGACGUGUGACACGUCCAGGCCUUGUCGCCGAUGUAUCCAACGUGGAUUACAGGAUACUUGUGAGGAUGCUCCUCGGAAACGAAAAAAGUAUUUGUCAGACGUACCUCCAUCUCUAAUACAGCCACAUCUCAAUGGAGAGGAAGGUGGCCCUAGUAACGCUGUCCUUGGAUCGAAUAGACACCAGCCAUUAUCAAACGGGCAGUAUUUUCAGGCAACUUUGUUUCAGCAAAGUAACUCGCUUCCUAAUUACAUUGCUCAUCGGUCUACCGACCUAACUAAGGCUCCUACUGUUCCUGGAUUAGUAAAAGCCGAGCAGCCUGAAGGAUAUUCUGGGGAAACUUACGACAUGCCAAAUCGAUUUUAUCCUCGAGAAAAUGGUAUAACGAAUCCUCUGGACUUGGCGAGUGACCGCCAUCAAACCCUGAGUAUCAACAAACAAAGCACUGGCGAUCACCAGUAUCCAGUGGCAGUACCCAUUUUACCUCCGCAGAAUAAUGGCCAAGUAAGAGACGAGAAUACUGUUUCUGCAGAAUUAGAUCCAGGACAUGAUGCUAACUACGGUAAUAAAAGAAAUGGGAUUCAAAGGAAACGUACCAACUUCCUCUCGUCUGCCGCAGACUUGGAAUACUCUACUUUGUCAAGCAUACUUCAGGAUAACUUCAUGAAUCUCAAUCCAAAUCCUCUGGCCACAUCUACAGAAGGUACACCAAACUCAAUGAACUUAUCUCCGGCACUUUCCCCGCACGUCAUUGACCAUAAAGUGAACUCUCCCUCUUCUCUUGCAUCAACCUACUAUGCGGGCAAUUCGACUACAAGAAUGCAAACAGAAGCCCACAAUGGGAAUAACCGGUCUUAUAACGGUUCUGAGGCUCCUCCUUGUGAUCCUACGAUUAAUCAAUAUUUCUUAGGUUCAAGACGAACAGAUUACAGCCCAUGCUUCCCAGAGGUGAUGAAGUACCUUGAAAAAUUGAGCGCGAGCGAUCCCGCAGCAUACUAUGCUCGUAAUUCUCAGCUGAUGGUUUCCUUCGCCAUCAGUAUGUCUCUCGAAAAUUCUGAUGAUCAUGAUGAGAACCUACCGUUCCGAGAACCAGAGGAAAUCUAUGCUCGGAUAAGCAAACCAUUCUCUUACACUCCUGGAUUCCACAAGUUAAUUGCUUAUCUACGAAAUCGAUUUCCACGUGAAAUGCUUGUGAAAAUGGCUAAAUCAAUGGCUGUGUAUCGGCCUUCCUUUAUUGCAUGCACAAAUUCGUUACGUGAAGCCGACUUAAUUUUCAUGGAACAGUGUUUUCAGCGGACUUUGCUCACGUACGACAACUUUAUCAAGGUGAGUGGGACACCAACAAUUGUGUGGAGAAGAACAGGCGAGAUUGCAUACGUUGGCCGCGAAUUUACGGUGCUUACAGGCUGGACUCAAGAACAACUUAUGGGACAAAAGCCAAUGUUUAUAGUAGAGCUUCUAGACGACAAAUCUGUGGUUGAAUAUUUCGAGCUCUUCUCUCGAAUCGCCUUUGGUGAUUUUCUUGGUGCCACCAUGACUGAGUGUACAUUACUCACCCCAGAAAAAGAUGUCAAGAUUCGCGCAGGUUGCAUUUGGACGCUAAAAAGAGAUGUGUUUGGCAUUCCAAUGAUGAUCAUAGGCAACUUCUUGCCCAUAGUUUAA